AAAUUCCUGCCCAUAUCGAUGACAUCAUGUUAGACAAAGAGGGCAGGAGAGCCGCGGGGAGGGAUUAGCAGUUCACGCGCUCUGCCUGCACAGAAAACGCUGCACUGUGAGGUUCUAAACUCAACGCAGAGGAACUGAAGCACUUUACCCGCUGCCUGGAUAGUCUACAAACUAGAAGGAAUGCACGAGUUUCACCCUGACAGGAAGACUUUGUAAAACUCAUUUUUGCUUUCCCAUUUUUGGAGGGCGAAGAACAGUUUAAGUACGGCUCGAGAAUAGUCUCCUUAAAGGGUUUGAAGUCUCCCACUGCGAGUCCCCUCUGGAGUCCCUCCUGAUUUCAGGAUGCUCCUGAUCCUUCUCACCCCAGCCCUGUUUGCACUGAGCGUGUUGGCUGCUCUGGAUGUCCAGGUGCCCGAGGACCCUGUGGUGGCCCGGUUUGGGAGUGACGUCACCCUUAACUGCUCCUUCUCCAGCGGCUCUGCCUUCAACCUGUCGGACCUCAGCAUCUUCUGGCAUCUGACAGACACCAAGCGGCCGGUGCACAGCUUCUCCUCGGGGCAGGACCAGGACGAGGGGGGCAGUUACAGCAACCGCACCCAGCUGUACCCGGGGGAGCUGGGGUCCGGCAACGCCUCCCUCUUACUGCGCAGGGUCCAGAUCCAGGACGAGGGCAGCUUCACUUGCUUCGUGAGAAUCCGCGAGUACAACAGCGCCGCCCUGCUGCUGCAAGUGGCAGCCUCCUACUCCAAGCCACAGCUGACCCUGGAGCCAGACUCGAACCUGCGGCCGGGGGACGAAGUGUCAGUGAGUUGCCUGGCGUACGGGGGAUACCCGCAGGCCUCUGUGCUGUGGCAGGAUGGGAAGGGCGCUAACUUGACGGAGAACGUGACCACCUCGCAGGUGGCCAGCGAUGAGGGGCUGUUCAACGUGUGGAGCGUGCUGCGGGUCGUGCUGGAGCCCAACAGCACCUACAGCUGCGUGGUGAGGAACCCGGUGCUGGGAGAAGAGACCCACGCGUCGGUCACCAUCACAGGUCAGCAUAUGUCUUUCCCCCCGCUGGCGCUCUGGGUGACGGUUGGACUGGCUGUGUGCCUCCUGGGACUGCUGAUCGCCCUGGCGUACAUCUGCCGUCACAAGAUCCGUGAGAGCUGCAAAGAGGGACCCGCGGUUGAACAGGGGCAGGAAACUGAAGACGAAGAAUCUAAAACAGCAAUGCAGCCACUGAAAACAUAAGAAAAUGAAGGUGAAAGAGAAAACAUUGAUGUCAGCAAAUUAAAAUGGCUCCCGUUGUGCGCACCUCCUAUCAGACACAGCCACACGCAACUCUUUCUGCUCAAGCAUAUGCUGCACACCUGGCUUUGCUGGAGGACGUAUUUUUAAAUUUCAAGUUACAAAAAGAAAAGAAAAAAAAGAUUAUUUGAUGUAUCCCCUAAAGCUGCUGGAAGACCUACCAUCCAGGACGCCCUGCAGUGAAGAGGAGAGGUUUUCACCCAUUCUGUCCUCUACUGGAUUUGAAACCGAUUGAAAAACUUUGAAGAAGGGCUUCCAAAAGAUCCCCAUUCCCUUGAUGUUUGUCGUUGUGUUUGUAUUUCUUAAACUCUGCAUUGUUUUGUUUUUUCUGGUCUGCUCUCAUUUUAAAGUGUAUGGUUAUUAUAUUGUACUGACUGCUUAUGAGAUCUAAAGAAAGGGGAUUGCAUUUGUGAGAGAGAGUGCCCUGGAAUCUGGGAGGGAGAGCUGCCAUGUGACAUGCACCCCAUUGCAUAACUUCCACUCUGGGUGCUGAUGUACAACCAUAACUUACAUAAAGUUGCAUGGACUACCAUCUGGGCUGUGUAACCAGUUCAGCCAUGUCCAACACAGACAACAUGCUGACCUUUGAAUGCCAAUAAACCUGAAUGAUGGAAAACAGCACCCCCUAUGGGUCACUGUACCUACCACAAUUAUUGUGAAGUGACCUUUUUACUGAUGCGGCCUUGAAGCCUUUGUAUUUGCAAAUUCUGCUUCCAAUAUACUACAGUAGCUAUUACGAUUUGUGAAUAACUUCCCUAAAAAAGCCUAAAAAGACUUCAACAUGAGUUUUAAAAUUACUUAAAUUCCGCUUUAGCACGUGAUUAAAAAUACUGUCCAGCAACUGAA
Acipenser ruthenus (sterlet) is the source of this 2136-nucleotide messenger RNA. Its product is annotated as CD276 antigen. The record is from RefSeq and is a predicted model, not a curated record. The coding region runs from base 343 to 1233 and encodes 296 amino acids. NCBI's taxonomy places the organism in Eukaryota, Metazoa, Chordata, Actinopteri, Acipenseriformes, Acipenseridae. The transcript has 8 exons.